AUGGAUCUUCCGCGGGUGCCGACCUUUUCUUUCACGAUUCCCUCGGUUCACGACGAGCGCCAUCUGGAAUGUCGUCUUUAUGUUCCACACAAAACUAUCGAGUCUACCUCGAGCUGGGCGACCCGCGGUGCCAUCGUUGCCCAUCCCUAUGCACCCCUCGGAGGCUGCUUUGACGACCCGAUCGUGAGUUUCAUCGGUGGCGAGCUCCUACAGGCAGGCUACGUCGUGGGGACAUUCAAUUUUCGCGGCGCGGGCAACUCUGACGGGCGGACCAGCUGGACCGCGAAGCCAGAAUUGGGUGACUACGUCUCCUUCUACGGUUUCAUGCUUCACUACUUGCAUGCGUUGAAUACUGCAUUCACAUCGAAGCGAACCGUCGCAAGUGAUGGAGAGCUGGGCAGCGAAGCAGUGGUCGGGUCCGACAACCGAGUCCAGCUGGUGCUGGGCGGAUAUUCCUUUGGAUCGCUGAUCGCGUCCCAUGUCCCGGACCUUGAUGUCAUGGUCGACCUGUUCGGAACGGGAACCGCCAGCUCGACAAGCCCGAUCUACGCGAUUGGUAACGAGGCUAGGAAAUUCGCAGCGCGGUCGAUGCGGCACGUUCAGCCCAGUCGGGCGGACGGUCGGGCUGAUGACCUCAAGUUUCCCCGCGGGGCUACAGCGAUCUCCUAUCUCCUGGUAUCGCCACUGCUGCCGCCGGUCAGCCAGCUCCUGACGCUGUUCACCGCACUCACCGUGACCGUGCAGGGCCAGACGUCAGAUCAGGCCCGACCCGCUGGCCGACCAGCCGACCAGCUGAGUGCGCACCGGACGUUAGCGCUAUAUGGGGACCAGGAUACCUUCACUUCCGCCCGCAAGUUGCAGCGGUGGUCAGCCGAGCUGGCCCACCUGCCGCAGAGUCAGUUCCGGGGUUGCCAGAUCGAUGGCGCGGGGCAUUUUUGGCGAGAAAAGGGAGUGGAGACACGGGCGCGACAGGCUUUGCUAGAAUGGUUGCAGAUGGGCUCGUCCUGA
Molecule: messenger RNA, 1008 nt
Organism: Penicillium macrosclerotiorum
Lineage: Eukaryota; Fungi; Ascomycota; Eurotiomycetes; Eurotiales; Aspergillaceae
Exons: 2
Coding region: 1-1008 (335 amino acids)
Source: RefSeq, a predicted model, not a curated record